This is a messenger RNA of Cotesia glomerata, 763 nucleotides long. RefSeq lists its product as uncharacterized. The record is from RefSeq and is a predicted model, not a curated record. Gene Ontology annotation, biological process: angiotensin-activated signaling pathway. The transcript is spliced from 7 exons. Bases 142 to 603 code for a protein of 153 amino acids. Gene Ontology annotation, cellular component: plasma membrane. NCBI's taxonomy places the organism in Eukaryota, Metazoa, Arthropoda, Insecta, Hymenoptera, Braconidae.
UUAGUAAAUUAUUAAGAAUUUUAUUAUUUAUUUUUGCAAAGUUUCAAGAAGUGUGAAUGUAGUUGUAGACCAACACAGUCAAUAGUAAGAAUAAAACAAAGCUGAGAACAAGAAUACAUAUAAAUAUAUUUUAUAAAAAUCAUGCCGAAUUUAUCGAGUAUUUCUCACUCUACAUUGAAGAUCAUCUUUGUCAUACAUUUUGUCCUCACAACAUGGGGACUGCAAGGAAGAUGGUGCCCGCAAUCGGCAAUUUUUUAUAAUUUAUUAUUUUUUGGAUGUUUAAUUUGGGCUACGCAUAAUACUGAGUCGGAUGAACCUUUACAGUUUGCGCUGAUUAUAAAUGUCCUGGCAAUAUUAUUCGACGUGAUAAUGCUAGCGAUUUACUUCAAUGGUGACAAUGCGUCCCAGAGAUUCAGCGGGAUCCUGAUGAUCGCUAAUCUGAUCUUCCGGCUCUUUUCGACCAAGUAUCUGGUGAAAAUCGGCCAGCAAAGAGGCGGAACUCUUGCUACAUUAUUUCCUUCUGGAGCUGGAGAGUUUGGAAGACAACAGUAUGAAGAUAUUUCGUACCCAGUACCUGAGAACAACGACUUUGCUGGAAUUUAGGAGGACUUUUUUCAGUAUGCUUAAUGUAUAAAUACAAUUGCUAUUUUUUAAAUAUUUAUCAGCGGCACUAACUUUAAUAGCACAUUUUUAUUAUAAAUAUCUACGAAUUCAAUCACCGAUACUGUUAAAGUUUAAAAUAAUUAUGUAUCAAAAUAUUUAA